GUGCUUGUGCCUUCGUUCACAGAGUCAGUUGCAUUCUAGCUUUGGCGAAACAUUAGUUAAAGUGCUGUCACAAUGAGUACAGACGUUGCCACUUUGGAGAAUGAAGUCAAGGAAUUCAAGCUCCAGCUUGAAUCUGUUCAAUCAAGCUUGCAGGUAGACCCAGACAAUACAGAGCUUCAGAGCCUUAAGACUGAGCUUGAAGAACUUAUAUCACUCACCGAACAAUCUAUCGCCGAACUACGACCCUCCGUUCCUGAACCUCCCAAGGGAAAGCCAUCACACCCCCCCGUGAAGGAGAAAUGGUCAAAGGAGAACCAUCCGGCGUACCAAGCCGGUUAUCGCAAACCUGCCCCAGAGACCCCUCCAGCAGAGGAGUCUCAGUCCUCGACGGUUUCGUUUUCCGUUAACGACAAUGUACUCGCCAGAUGGGCAUCCGGAGAUAACGCUUUCUAUCCGGCGAGGAUCACAUCGAUCACAGGCUCCUCCACUAAUCCAAUCUACAUUGUCUCCUUCAAGUCAUACUCCACCACCGAAACCUUAACCGCAAAAGACAUUAAGCCUAUCUCUAAUAAUGACACUCGGAAACGCAAGGCUGAUGGGAUAUCAGGAACCCCAGGCCCGCAGUCCCUGCCGGCAAACUCCAGCGUCAUAUCCGCUGCCGCUGAUAUCAACCCUGCCUUGGCCAGCAAGGCCCGUACUGAAGGCGUUAAACCCGCUGAUGGGUCGCGUCCCGCGAAAGUGCCUCGAAAGGUUAAGGGAAAGAGGGAUUUAGAGGCGGGAAAGGCCAAGUGGCAGGACUUUGCCAGCAAGGGUAAAUUCGGAAAGGCCACAAAAAAGGAGAGCAUGUUUCGUACUCCAGAAGGAAUCAAUGCUCGAGUUGGCUUCACCGGAUCGGGCCAGCAGAUGCGUAAAGACCCCACGAGAAGUCGACACGUAUACCAGCAGGAAGAAGAUACCUAUUAGACUCCAGCGAUCCUUCAUUUCCUUCUUCAAUGCCCGCCUAGCGUUUACCUGCACGGAAUUCCAAUGACGCUACACUCUUUAAUCCUUACCACGAAGCGAGAAGCAAAAAAGAACCAAGGAUCCAUGGAGCACUGUUUUCUUUUGCUUAAGUUCCUGCAGCUAACUUCACUACCUGAUUGGUGCAGGACCAGUUAUCAUAAUACCUUCCGGAGUCCACGUCUUCCUGGAGUUCAGUUGUCGCUGGCGUUCCCAUAGGCGUCUUUUUAUUGGCGCGGUUUCGAGGGUAAUAAAUCUAGUAUGAGUAUU
Messenger RNA from Coccidioides posadasii C735 delta SOWgp, 1269 nucleotides. RefSeq lists its product as uncharacterized. The record is from RefSeq and is a predicted model, not a curated record. Gene Ontology annotation, cellular component: nucleus. Gene Ontology annotation, molecular function: DNA-binding transcription repressor activity, RNA polymerase II-specific; RNA polymerase II cis-regulatory region sequence-specific DNA binding. NCBI's taxonomy places the organism in Eukaryota, Fungi, Ascomycota, Eurotiomycetes, Onygenales, Onygenaceae. Gene Ontology annotation, biological process: negative regulation of transcription by RNA polymerase II.